UGGCUGAUUGUGACCUACACCCAUUUUCACACCUUGGCUCAUGUGAUUAGGUAGAGGAUCAUUAGGGUGUCCAUUGUCCCUCUCAGUGGGUUACUCCCACAGGGCUUAAAUCUGGGACUCUCCACCAUUUGACCCUAGAACGGAAGAAGCUUCUCGGAUGAGAGGUGAAACGUCUUCAAGCAACUUAAAGAAGUCCAGACGCUUUUCUUUCCAAGCUCCUUAGACUGCCAUGUUUGUUAUUUGUGCAUUAUAAUCUUCAUGAAAAAACAAAAAAAAAAUUAAAUCUUUUGAGUUUGGGUGCUGUAGACACCUGAGUUUGUGAAAGCAAUAACUCAAGAACGAGGCAACAUAGAAUUUUCAAAUCAAUACCAUGGUUGCAUCUAUUGUAAAUCUCUGUUAAGUUUAAAUCUUAGUGACCUUGAGUUCAAGGCCAGAAGUCAACUUUUCUGAAAAUCGGAGGAUUUUCAUAUUUAUAACAUAGGUAUGUCUACUAGGGGGCUGAAGGGUAGCACUAUAUUUAUAUAUCUAUAAAGAAUUACAAACAACAAUUAGUUGAUACUUAAAGCAGGUUUAUUUCAUUAAUAUCCAGUUUAUUUCCAGUUAGUUUCAAAUUCAUCUUUAACAUUUGUUGUAGGUCUGAUUGAAGGACUGAUGUGAUGGUAAGCUGCUCCGCUUUGAAUAUUGAGAGAUUAGUUAAUGAAUUUUAAGCCAAACUGUGCCCAAGUUUAAGACCAUAAUCAUUGGUUGUUUUUGUUGUUGUUAUUUUUGGGGGGCUUUUUUUUACAAGAAUUGCUAGCUUCCCUAGAGUUUUGGUCACCCCAACAAUCAGACGAUUGCUAAGAAAGCACAAGGUUUUGUCUCCCUGUGCUAUUCAUGUCAGUGCAGGGGUGGUCUCCUAGAGAAGCGAGGGUCGAAAAAGGGAUGCUUCAGAACCUCCAAGAGUGUUAUGCGCUGAUUUGAAUCCAAGGCCAACAUCUGUUUGGUUAGCCUGACAAAUAAUGGUUGGCCGUUUUCAGGUCCUUGGCUAACCUUCAGUAGUUGUUCGAGGUCAUCGAGACGCUUAAGUUUUAUAUAUCGAGUUUCCUUGGAUUGAUAAUCUGUCUCGUAUUGAAAUUGUUCUUUUGUCUUAAAUGUCCAGCGCUGUUCGUUGUAGUUAUCUUCGAUUAAAAAGUCAUCAGUCUACAAGCCAGAAUCUAGAAGAUGAUCUGGUAGCUGACCCUGGGUUUCUGUUAUGAAUUUCAAAACAUCAUAAUCAUCUUCCCCAGGAUAGAGAGGCACCCCUGUAGCAAGCUCCACAGCUACCAGCCCCAGAGACCACAUGUCAAUUGCUUCAUCAUAUGGAGUGCCAAGCAUAACCUCAGGUGCAUAAUAACCAAUCGUCCCCACACAGCCACCAGUAAUCACUGCAGAAGCAGGACAUGCGAGGCCAAAGUCUAUUCGUUUGACUUUGACGGGAGACUCAUGGCGGUUCACAACCAUUAUGUUUCCAGGUUUGAGGUCAGCAUGCACUAUUCCCACAGAACCCAGGUGGAACAGAGCAUUUGCUUUCAUCCUGUGAACUUAGCUAAGAUUACAUAGCAGUAGCAGUAAUGCAAGUUACUUCUCUCAAGUGAAAGCUUUAAACAUUAGCCUGAUGCUUAACUAGCCAAUAUAAGGCUUCCUGAUUGAAAGCUAAAAGUCACCAAGUAAAUAGAAUAUUGUUUAUAAUUAUGUGUAUUGCUGCAGUUUUUUCAAGUAUUAACUUGGUGCCUUUGCAGCACCUUAGGAGGAAAUAAUGGUAAUAUGACUGAUCCAUAUGGGCACAAAGACUAGCCACUGUUUUGUGCUACAGAAGUUCCCUGGCUUUCAUUCAAAAUCUGUUUAUCGUUAAACAACUUAAACAUUAUAAUGGCUUCAAGCUCACAUUGAGGCCUGUGGGGCACUAUCAGCCACUGAGACAGUAGACAAAUUUAUAUGUGUUUUUGUAUAUGAAUAUAUUAUACUUUAAGGCUGCCUGUUUAUUUAAGGGAGAUGAAUAAUACAUUAUAAUAGUACAUAAUAAUAUCACAGAUGAUAGAUUUUAGAUAGAUUCAUGGUGAUUUAUGUUUACACAAUAUUUACCUCCAAGGUAGAUAUUAUAUGAACUAUUGAAAAAAAAUACCAUGUUAUUGAUCUGUUACCAAUGAACCUAGUAACGUAAAAUGUUUCAUUUUAGUGCCUCUUGCUUUUCCAGCCUUUUGUUACCCUGUCCCAACUUUUUUUUCAAAUGUUUCUGCCCUCAAAUUCAAAAUGAGUUAAUAUUUUUCAUGAAAUAUGAACGUCUCAGCUUACACGUUUGAUAUGUUUUCUAUGUAAAAUAUGGGUUCGAGAGAUUAGAAAAAUCAUUGUGUUCUGUUUUUAUGUCAAUUUUACAUAAUUUCACAAAAUCUACUUAUUGCUUUUGAUUUUGUAGGAAUUCAGGUGAAACUGGCUUUGCUGCACAGAGAACUACAUUUUUGGUUAGUUAAACAUAUUCCUAAAGGCCCACAUCCACCAAAGAACUGCCAUUUUACUGCAGCUGCAAAGCCUGCUAUUCCAUAUCACUGCCUUUCUCUGCUUCAUCCUUUCCUGCAACAUGGCUGCAAAACAUUUUGGUUGUUUGCAUUUUGAUAAAUAUAGUUGAGCACAGUGCUAUUUAUAGAAACCCAGUGUACUGUGCACCUAAGUUGGGUCUGUUGCAUGGUGGGAGAGGAGAUGGGUCAGAGGUGGAGUGCUUGAGGUUACUGUAACCCAGAUGACGGAGCUGGAAAGAUUGGCCUUGCGGCACUCAGUGUGCCGCCACGCUUAAUGCUCCCGCAGGAACAUGGUUACACAAGAUGCAUGUCUCAUCUGCCUUUUGUUCUGUGGGGAGAGGGAAGUUAUUCAGAAAUGUCAAUUGACUGUGGAACUAAGAGCUUGUGCAUUACAGCCAUUAUUCUGUUUGUGUAUGAGCUGGUUAUUUUUUAAUAUAUAUUUUUUUAAAAGCAGACAAAAAUAUAGAAAAAGUAUGUCUGAAAAUGUUUUGUUACAUAAAACUUUUGCUGAAUGCAUAAUCAUGCAUUCACUUAUUUCACUUAACUUUGUCCCUUGGGUUGGAAGUGCCACUAAUGAUUUGUCUGAUGGUUGGUUUGUAGUGAGUCUGUUCUUCAUGAAACCUUCCUUAACAUUCAAAUAUCUGUUUGUCUUUUGUCGGUCUUUUUUUCUUUCACUUAGGAUAUCAUGUUUCCAGCUCCAUGGUUGUGGAGGAGGCAAGAUGGGAAAGUCGUCACCUUCUACAGGAAGACAACCACUCCAAGCUGUACUCUGAGCCUGAGAAGAACUGCACUGAACCAGCAAUCCAUGAGUUCCCCAGGGAUUACUUCACCAACAAGCAGCGCGUGGAAGGAGCAGUGGGUCUGCACGUGCUUUGCGCAGUCUACAUGUUCUACGCUCUGGCGUUGGUGUGCGACGACUACUUUGUCCCCUCGCUAGAGAAGAUAUGCGAGCGUCUGCAUCUGAGUGAGGAUGUUGCAGGAGCGACCUUCAUGGCAGCAGGCAGUUCAGCGCCUGAACUGUUUACCUCUGUCAUUGGAGUUUUCAUCACUAAAGGUGACGUGGGGGUCGGCACCAUCGUGGGAUCUGCCGUCUUCAACAUCCUCUGCAUCAUCGGAGUGUGCGGGAUAUUCGCUGUGCAGAUGAUCCGUCUCUCCUGCUGGCCUCUGCUCAGAGACUCAGUCUACUACACCUUAUCGAUCUCUGCUCUUAUAGUGUUCAUAUAUGAUGAAAAAGUAGUUUGGUGGGAAGCUCUCACGCUGAUCCUGAUGUAUUUUGUCUACAUUUUGAUUAUGAAACUGAAUUCCUACAUUGUCCGUUUCCUGGGGAGGAGGAAGAAGAACUCGACCACUUUGAGAAACGGUGCAGCAAAUAACGCAGAACUGGACGAUGGCUGUGAUGCUACUGCUGUUCUUUUAAAGAAAGCGAACCACCACAGGAAGACAUCUGUGUUAAUGGUAGACGAGCUGCUGUCAGCGUACCCCCACCAGCUGUCCUUCUCCGAGGCCGGCAUGAGGAUCAUGAUCACCAGCCACUUCUCCCCCAGAACUCGUCUCACCAUGGCCUCACGAAUGCUCAUCACUGAGAGGCAGCGUCUAAUCAACACACAGACUUUGACUAACGGUGACUCUGAGGUCCCCGUGAAGGGAGGGAACAGGUGGGGCAUAGAAAACGGGCUGUCUGGAGCUGAGAGGGGCGUCGGCGUUCGGCACGAUGACCGAGAGGCCGGCAAUGAGACGGAUAACGAGGACAACGAGAACAAUGAGAAUGAUGAGGAGGAAGAAGAGGAGGAAAGAGAGGGACCUUAUGUACCGUUCCAAUGCCCAGCGGGAGGGUUUAAUAAACUGAAGUGGCUGCUGGCUUGGCCUCUGGCCCUGUUGCUAUACUUCACCAUCCCCAACUGCUCCACACCUCGCUGGGAGAACUGGUUCAUGCUGUCUUUUGUUUCCUCCACACUGUGGAUCGCCAGCUUCUCCUACAUCAUGGUCUGGAUGGUAACAGUGAUAGGCUUCACACUCGGUAUUCCAGACGUCAUCAUGGGUAUCACAUUCCUGGCAGCCGGCACCAGCGUCCCCGACUGCAUGGCCAGUCUUAUAGUGGCACGACAAGGGAUGGGCGACAUGGCGGUGUCCAACUCCAUCGGCAGUAACGUGUUUGACAUCUUGGUAGGCCUCGGUCUUCCCUGGGCUCUAAAGACCCUGGCGAUCAACUAUGGCUCUGAUAUCAAAUUAAACAGCAAAGGACUCAUCUUCUCUGUGGGGCUCCUGCUGGCAUCUGUAUUUAUGACAGUCCUGGGAGUUCACUUAAACAACUGGACGCUGAACAAACGUCUGGGUUUCAUGUGUCUCAUCCUCUACUCCAUCUUCUUGUGUUUCUCCUGCCUCAUAGAGUAUAACAUCUUCACCUUUGUCAACCUGCCGACCUGCCGGGAUGACUGAGACACGCACGCAUACACGACACACUCACUGUGCACACACUUACACAAACAAGUGGUGUUUGCAAGGAAUUCAAAGAGAAGUAUUAAAUAGAUAGCUGGUGGAAACAAGAGGAAGAUCUUGUUGGAGACCAAAGAAUUAAUUGCAAAUGCUAUUUGGCACAGGUCUGACUCACAUUGAUUUUUCUGUGGCUUGUUUUUCUGCAAUAUGGAGCUGCUCUGGUGUUUAGCCCACACCAGACCAGAGAGUGGGACUGAUUCCAGGAGUAGAGAUGGAAGCAACCAACGGACAGCACAGAGGAUGAUAACCUCACACACACACACACACACACACACACACACACACACACACACACACACACACACACACACACACAGAAAUUAUUCUACUACUGCUCACUCCUGACAUGAGGACCUUUUAUUUUGAAACUCCCUAUGUUUAGGUGUGAUGUUUCCUAGCUGCUAACCUUUCCUGAGAGGAAAGGCAGGUCUUUUAGAUCUACUAGUUGAAAGUAAUAAGUAAUAAAAAAAUUAAAGCAAUGAUGUAGAGAGAUGGGAAGUUUAGACAGAGGUAGGGCCACAAGUCUUCAUUAUUUGUUACAGUGUUUACUUGGGACUUUUUGUUAUUUCUAUCUUAUGCUCGCAUUUACAGUUUUUCUUUUAAGGCAUGCACCUAUAAGUCUCCGCUUCAGCAGAAACAGGGCAUUAUCCCGUCACCUUUUUAUAAAUUUACUCACAGCCGUAGCUGUCAUGUUUCAUAUUGAUUUCCUUUCUAUAAAUAGCUCACCUAUGUAAAUAACCCCCAGAUGUCCUAUUUAUUAUUUAUUCCUGUCAUACGCACAGUUCUCCUCUGGAGGUCACAAGAGCACCUGGGCAGGUUUUUGUUUGUGGAGCCGGGGAUCCAGGCCGAUGAUCACAAUCACAAGCACAAUUUUUUGUGAGGGCAUUUUGCAAAAUUCUAUUUGAUCUGGAUGAGUAGUUCUACGUGUGGAUGGGACAUACAGAGCUCAAACUUGCACUGAAGAGCGGGAGAGCAAGGCGUUUACCCGCUGAAGCACGCUGAUUAUGAGGAGAGGAUCCUUGUAAAAUGAAGCAGGUUUGUGUGGAGUGGGUUCGAGAAGCAGAUGUAUUUAUGUCUUUCGUGAGUGGGGAACUGCUGCUUGUUCUCCUCUCAGAGACACUGACCAAAUAGACUCAAAACAGCGGUGGCAUUAUUCGAAACGACACCUGGACAAGGUGUUUGCUCUGUGCUGGAAGGAUGGGUGGAUGUCCUGCUUUACUUCUCUGAGGGUGAGCGAUGUAACUGGUAGUAAAGUAGGACUUUUUACCCCAACUCUUUAAGGUUGGGUGGAGUUUCCACUUUAUUUUUCUCCAGGAGUUCUUUGUAUUUUGUAAUGCCUAAUGUCUAGAUUUGUCCUGAUUUGGUAGGUUUGUGGCACAUAAAUAUAAAUAAUACUAGUUUUUAGAGCAUGUACAAUGUGGUUUGUGAAACCCUCCGGGGAAUUUUUAUUCCACUAAGGGGCCAGUACAGUUGAAUUAUUCUUGAAAGACUUCCACCAACACUGAAGUGAACGCUUGUCAGUCAGGGUUGAUUCUUCUCACACAGUUUUCAUCAAAAUGUCAGCUUUUCCUCAGACAGGUUCAUUUCAAAUGUCAAGUGCUCUAUGCUCUUUUUUUCUCACUAAGGGAAGAGUAUUUGCUAAAAGAAAAAGAUCUAUUGUUUCAGGUACUUUGUUAAUUUAUUGAUCAGAAAUAUAAAAUAUCUAAAAUAGGAAAUGCUGUCUUUCGAAUGUAUAAAUAUUUCAUAUAUCAUAGGUAUUUAUUUAUGUCAUAGAAACAGACAGUACAGCGCAACCAUAACCGGAAAACAGGGUCUAAAUCUUAUGUAAUGCAAUAACUUUGAGAUUACCGAUAUGUAAAUAUGGCGCUUUGCUGAUAAAACAUGACUUUAUAGUGGAGUUUAAAAAGGCUCAUUCAAAUCGUAAAUGUCUGUUAAUAUUGUUGUUCGACUGGUCAAACUAUCCAAACACAACACAAGCGCAAAUCAUGAAGAGGAACUGUGAGAAUGUCUGUCUGAUGGGAGACCUUAACACAGUCAGAGGUGAUCAUUAUUAUCAAAUAUCAGGGUAUAACUGUUAAUCCACCUCGAACUUUUCCUCCAGAGUUUCCCUGAAAGAGCUCAAUGAGGUGCUAAUUACAAACCAAAUAACUGGACGACUUUUGUUGUAUCAAUAACAGCUCCUGAGGAAUUUCUACAAAGCCCAUUUCUUCCUGAAAAAAAGCUAAAAAUUCAAAUUUUAUUUGUCACAUGCACAGUCCAACAUGCAGUGAAAUGCUUGUGUCCAAGCUGCAGACGUGGCCGCUCCAUUCCUGGGUGGAAGCCUCCAACGGUGUGUAGCCUUAGCACUACACUAUCCAGCUGUCUGGAUGAAUAAAUAGACAAAUUAAUCUAGGUGUAAAAGAUGAGAAAUAAAAAUUAGAUUUUUUUUUUAAAAAUAUCCAAAUGCCAAACGUCUGAUCACUGUGGAGGUUAAACAGAUCAGUGUGAGCACAAAUCAAGAAAUGGAUCAAAAUGUCUCGUAGCAUUCCACUUUGAGGUACACGUGGUUUUCCUCUGUGUCAUCCUGUCCAUUACCAACACCUUUCUAAUCCAGGGCAUCAGUUUUGGCCAUCAUAUUUAUUUCAAAAUAUAUUGUGCACUUUACUAUCAAACAAUUUAUGCUACAGAUUAUUUGGUUCAAACGUCGUGUGCUGCUAUUAACUGCAUGUACCUACAGUGUAAAACAUGAGGUACUUUGAAACUAACCAAAACGCGCUCUCAUUAUGAAACGACACAUCUUGUAGAGGAGAUUUCUAAAUAAUUUGUGAUAUUCACAUGGGUGAUAUAUUGCUGAUGUACAUAUGUAUAUAAAUAGGUGUAAAUGUAUUUAUAUAUUUUUUGUCUCAAUCUGUAUAUCUGUUGAAUAUAUUUUCAUAGUUCCUAGGUCUCCUCUGUACUCCCCUUUGUUUUGACGCGUUUCUUGUCCUUUGUUUACUCGCAUGGAGAUACUACGAUAUAAUAAAUUAUUUAUGGUAAAUCUUAAUGUACUUUGGGAUGAGUCUAAAGCGUUUUUAGAUGGCACUGGAGUUAGUUUGUACUGGAAAUCCUAGAUGACUGCAUGCUGUGGCUAGCACAGAAUGUAAGAGAUAGUGAGUGAGAGUGUAUGAUAUCUUUCUGUGCAUAUCUAAGCUUUACCUCUUCCUACGCAGAAACUUUUCAACAGAAAUUGUUUACUUUGUGUUUAGAUGUCUCAAAUGUAAUUUUAGAGAUCAUUUUGCUACCUGAGCAUUAAUAAAGUUGUCAUUGCUUAAGGUAA
Oreochromis aureus is the source of this 8319-nucleotide messenger RNA. RefSeq names its product sodium/potassium/calcium exchanger 3-like. The transcript has 16 exons. Gene Ontology annotation, molecular function: calcium channel activity; calcium, potassium:sodium antiporter activity. The coding region runs from base 3231 to 4967 and encodes 578 amino acids. The record is from RefSeq and is a predicted model, not a curated record. Gene Ontology annotation, biological process: calcium ion transmembrane transport; intracellular calcium ion homeostasis. Gene Ontology annotation, cellular component: membrane. NCBI's taxonomy places the organism in Eukaryota, Metazoa, Chordata, Actinopteri, Cichliformes, Cichlidae.